UUGAAAACAUUCUAAAAAAAAAUUAACUAUAAAAUACAUUACUGUAUAUUUUUGCGCUAAAAAUGUUUUUUUAAUUGUUUACUUCUUUUAUUUGUACCAUAAUAAGAUAUGCUUGAUAAGUGUCUUAUAUAUCUUAAAAAAUGUCAGUGUACGUAGAUUAAUACUGAAUUGCUUAUUUGAUACUACUACAAGCUUGAAAUAUUAAACAGUUCAUUUACAAACUAAUAUGAAUUCACACUUGAAAAUAUUUUAUAGUAUAAGACAAAGAUCGAGGAUACCAUCCAUACAAGUGAUUACAAGAAAUUAUGCUAAUAUACAUCAACAAUAUUCUGCAGAAAAGAAAUAUGAAUCUUCUAAAAGUACACAAAAUUCUGGUACGUCGUAUGCAACAUAUAUUGUUGUCGCUGCAUCAGUUUUAGGUAUAUCCUAUUAUACUUUUAAAUAUAAAAGAAAUGUUUAUACUUUUAAUGCAAUGCAAAAUGUACAAUGUGGUCAAUUACGAAAGGAUAUGAAGGUCUACACCUUAGAAGAAGUAGGAAAACACGAUAGUAAAGAGAAUCGUAUUUGGGUCACCUUUGGACAAGGAGUGUACGAUAUAACAGAAUUUGUAGACAAGCAUCCAGGUGGUCCUUCAAAAAUUUUGAUGGCAGCAGGAGGUUCUAUUGAUCCAUUCUGGUCAAUUUUUGCCAAUCACAACACACCUGAAAUAUAUUCAUUAUUGGAAUCUAUGAGAAUAGGAAAUAUAUCGGAGGAGGAUGCUAAAUCCAACAACAACGAUGUAUAUGAUCCAUAUGCAAAUGAGCCUGCUAGGCAUAAGGCUUUAAUAAUCAAUGGUCAUAAACCUUUUUGCGCAGAACCACCAUCUUCGAUGUUGGUUGAAAGUUUCCUUACACCAGUUGAUCUCUUUUAUGUUCGAAACCAUCUACCAGUACCUGAAAUACAGUUGAAAGAUUAUAAAUUAGAAUUAGCAAUAGAAGAAAAAACCAUAAAGACACUUGAUUUUGAGGCGUUAAAAAAGUAUGACAAGCAUACUAUAACAGCAGCUAUUAUGUGUGGUGGAAAUAGGCGUUCAGAAAUGUCAAAGGUAAAACAAUUGAAAGGGAUUAAUUGGAACGUAGGCGCGAUUGGAAAUGCUACAUGGACUGGUGUGCGACUAUGUGAUGUAUUAAAAGAUUUGGGAAUCAAUGAAGAUGCAUUUGAUCAUGUUCAGUUUGAAGGAUAUGAUUUAGAUCCAUCUGGUACACCAUAUGGGGUAAGUAUUCCUAUCUCCAAAGCUAUGGAUCCAAGAGGAGACGUGAUUUUAGCUUAUGAAAUGAAUGGUAAACCAAUUAGCAGAGAUCAUGGCUUUCCAAUUAGAGUGAUCGUUCCUGGUGUUGUGGGUGCCAGAAAUGUCAAAUGGCUUAGUAAGAUUUGCGUUUCAAAACAAGAAAGUCAAUCGCAGUGGCAACAAGGCGAUUAUAAAGGAUUCUCACCGAGUACAACUUGGGAUAAUGUAGACUUCAGUAAAUCUCCUGCAAUGCAAGAAAUGCCUAUAACAUCUGCAAUAUGCGAUCCACAAAAUUUAGACGUAGUUGAAGUAAAGAACGGAAAAAUACAAGUAAAAGGGUAUGCAUGGUCUGGGGGUGGCCGAAAAAUAAUUCGUGUCGAUGUAACGAACGACAAAGGAAAGACUUGGCAUACAGCAGAUUUAACAGAAGAUCUUCAAGCAAAGCAAGGUCGACAUUGGAGUUGGUCAUUAUGGAGAGUGGAACUUCCUGUGGCCAAGAAUAUUAAUGAGAUUGAAAUCUGGUCGAAAGCAGUUGAUUCAGCAUAUAAUGUCCAACCCGAAGAUUUUGCGAAUAUUUACAACAUUCGUGGAUUGCUUUGCAAUGCAUAUCAGAGAAUUAAAAUUAAAUUAAAGCAAUAAAAAUCAA
Molecule: messenger RNA, 1913 nt
Organism: Nylanderia fulva
Lineage: Eukaryota; Metazoa; Arthropoda; Insecta; Hymenoptera; Formicidae
Gene: shop
Product: sulfite oxidase
Biological process (GO): sulfur compound metabolic process
Cellular component (GO): mitochondrion
Molecular function (GO): molybdopterin cofactor binding; molybdenum ion binding; sulfite oxidase activity
Source: RefSeq, a predicted model, not a curated record